Zerene cesonia (dogface butterfly) is the source of this 1438-nucleotide messenger RNA. It is a transcript of the gene Fitm, whose product is annotated as fat storage-inducing transmembrane protein. Gene Ontology annotation, biological process: lipid droplet organization; phospholipid biosynthetic process; lipid storage. The coding region runs from base 185 to 1276 and encodes 363 amino acids. The record is from RefSeq and is a predicted model, not a curated record. Gene Ontology annotation, cellular component: endoplasmic reticulum membrane. The transcript has a single exon. NCBI's taxonomy places the organism in Eukaryota, Metazoa, Arthropoda, Insecta, Lepidoptera, Pieridae.
CACAAUGGUCACAAUGUCAAUUGAUAAUAUUGAUAGUUGAUUUGUCAUUUUACAUUUGUCAACCUCGUUUCUUUUUAAUUCUAAAAGUAAUAGAUACCUACAUGUUUAUAAUUAGUAUUUAAGAGGUUGAAUCCGUUUAGAUUACAUUAUUUGAAGUUAAUAGUAAAAAAAUAUUAAUGACGCCAUGAGUGCUCGAAACAACUUUAAAAAUUCUCGAAUGAAUUUCAAGUUUCAAAAUGAAUCAAAUACGGACUACAAGGGAACAAAACCAACACGGGAACAGUCGUCUAUAUUUGAAGUUCUCAUAUUAAUGAUUGUGCACGUUUGCAAGAAGGUGCUGUUCUUCGACACUAAUUUAAAAAUAGCCGUAUACCUAGGAGCUCUCUUCUUACUUUCACUCAUCGCGGAUGUUAUUACCUUUCCCAGGACUUAUUUUUCCAGAAGUGAUAAUGUUUUUAACCAAUAUUUUGUAAAAAUUGGCUGGUUUUGGACAUUAUUUUUAACAGUGCCUUAUGUUUUAUUGACAUCUUACACAAUAUGUUGUGGAAAACGAAAGUAUAUAGCAACAGCUCAUUUAUCAAGGUUAAUAAUAGCUACUAUAUCAUGGUAUACUUGGACAAGUAUUUUUAAUGUAAUUGAAACCAAAUAUGGAAGAUGCAAUUCAAAUAAGUUUGAUAAUAAAGUUGCUUGUUUGCAAAAUGGCCACUUUUGGAAUGGUUUUGAUAUAUCUGGACAUUGUUUCAUAUUAAUUUACUCAAGUUUAGUUAUGAUAGAAGAAGCAAAGGCUAUCAAGGGAUGGGAGAGGAUCAAAGAUUAUAUUAGAGAUGAAAAUUACUCAAGAAGUCAAAAUGACAAAUCUCCUAGUACAAAUCCUUUAAAAAAUAUUAAAUCCAGUGAUAUGGAUGUAUUAAAAAUAUCUUAUGAAAAGUUCACACCUUAUGUGAGAGCACUUCUUAUUGCAAUUACAUGCCUACAACUGUUGUGGGAUGUAAUGUUAGUAUCUACAAUUCUCUACUAUCAUAUAAUGGUCGAGAAAUUCUUAAGUGGUAUUAUUGCAAUAUUAACAUGGUUUGUGACAUACAGGGCUUGGUAUACAAUACCAAAAAUAUUACCAAACUUACCUGGACAAGGCAUGUUCAAGUACAAUACUGAAAAACCUGUCCUUUCUAACUUAUUAAAUAGGAAAAGAUCUAGCUUAUCAAAUACUAAGCAUUUCAUGGGAAUGCCAAUAAAUAAAAACCAGGAUAAUAUUGAAACAAAUGAGGAUGGUAGAUAAAUUAUACUGAACGUAGUAUAUAUCAUAGUUUUGGGUGUUUUUUUGGGAGGCUAUGGAGAAUGCAAUUUUUGUUUUAGUGGACACUGGUAAAUAUAUUUAAUAGAGGUCAUAAUUAAAUGAAUAGAUUUCUCUUUCUUCAACAACAUUGAACCUUACUAUCUG